Molecule: messenger RNA, 1410 nt
Organism: Rotaria sp. Silwood2
Lineage: Eukaryota; Metazoa; Rotifera; Eurotatoria; Philodinida; Philodinidae
Source: the annotation of a GenBank genome assembly
AUGUUGAAACACAAAAGACAUACUCAUCAUGUUACAGACAAUUUUUCUUCAAAUAAAUUAAAUAAUGAUUUAAAUCCAAAAAACUCUAUUGACAAUGAAAGUAUCUAUGAAAUUCAACCAAUAGCUAGUGAAUUAUCUGCAACUACUACAAAUCCACCAUCAGCAAUAACAAUAGCUGAUUUAGAUACUGAUGAAAUGCCAAUUCGAUUUCGUAGAGAUACAAAUAAAUCAAUUGUUUUUUCUGUAUCAUGUCUUGAACAUGAAUUUCUACGAAAAUAUUCAUCUCGCGUUACACAAACAGCAUCAAUUAAUUCUGAAACAAUGCAUUUAAUAACCAAUGAUGAUAAACAUACAUUACGUUCACCAUUAUCAAUGAAAUUAAUUGAAGCUAUAGCUAAUCAUUGUUUUUGUGUUUCAUAUCGUGCAUUUGAAAUUGAAGGUGAUGAUACAGAUUAUCAGUCUCAAGGUGGUCCAAAACGUUCAUGUUCAAUUGAUAAACGUCAUUCAUUUUUUGAAAAUAUAUGUUUUAUGAUUAAAUGUACGGAAAAUAAUGAUAUUAAAAUGACAAAUGAUCGUUUACAAGAUUUAAUCACAACAGGUAAUUUACGAAUAAUAACAUGCGUGACACAAGGGAAACACAAAAGACGAACUCAUCAUGUUACAGACAAUUUUUCUUCAAAUAAAUUAAAUGAUGAUUUAAGUCCAAAAAACUCUAUUAACAAUGAAAGUAUCUAUGAAAUUCAAUCAAUAGCUAGUGAACCAUCGGCAACUACUACAAAUCCACCAUCAGCAAUAACAAUAGCUGAUUUAGAUACUGAUGAAAUGCCAAUUCGAUUUCAUGGAGAUAAACCAAUUGUUUUUUCUAUAACAUGUCUUGAACGUUAUGAAUUAGAUAGAGUUGAUGAAUUUCUACGAAAAUUUUCAUCUCGCGCUACACAAACAGCAUCAAUUAAUUAUGAAACAACGCAUUUAAUAACAAAUGAUGAUAAACAUACAUUACGUUCAUCAUUAUCAAUGAAAUUAAUUGAAGCUAUAGCUAAUCAUUGUUUUCGUGUUUCAUAUCGUUGGUUAAUUGAUUAUAUUAAAUAUGAUCGAAUUGUUGAUAAAGAUGCAUAUGAAAUUGAAGGUGAUGAUACAUAUUAUCAUUCUCAAGAUGGUCCAAAGCGUUCACGUUCAAUUGAUGAACAUCAUUCAUUUUUUGAAAAUAUAUGUUUUAUGAUUAAAUGUACGAAAAAUAAUGAUAUUAAAAUGACAAAUGAUCUUUUACAAGAUUUAAUCACAAUAGGUGAUGGGCGAAUAAUAACAUGCGUGACACAAGAGGUUUACUUGAUCAAUUUGAAAUUGUUGUUCUCUGUGAUAAAUUAUGUGCAUCAGAACGACGUCAUAAUUCUGAUCAAUGUCGUUCAUUAG